AUGCAGGUCUAUGUUCUGGACCCUCCUAAGCAUACAGCUUCUGCUAUGGGAGCAGUUCACAAGCGAGGAGACAUUCCCCCUUUCGCGGGGACAGCACCGGCUUCCACCCAGCCUCACGAGACUACGUCUAGAGCUCCGAACGGCGGCAGCUGCCCACACCGAGAUCAGGGUCCCGGGCCGGACCGGGGACCGCUACCGCCGCGUUACAAAACCGCCUGGUUUUGUAACAACCUGCGGGCGCUGCCCAAUGAGCGCUGCCGCCCGGCAUCACGUGCCCGUCUCUACAUAAGCGGCGGCGGCGGCGGGGGGUGCUCCCGGCGCGGGGCGGUGGCAGCGGCAGCGGCAGCAGAAUGGGCUGGUGGGGCCGUGCCGCGCCCGCGCCCACUCCGCCGUCGCGCCCAGGCGCCCCGUGUCUCCCGGCUUGCUAGAGCCGCCGCUAUGGCCUCCCAGCAGCGCCCAGAGCCCCAGCUGGUGCUGCAGCUGACGGCCGGCGCUCUGCAGGCGCAGAACUUGGAGCUGUCGGGCGGCGGCCUGGGGCCCGAGUGGCAGGUGCUGCUCCGGCGGGCCGACGCGCUCGCCUACGGCGGGCGGCUGCAUGAAGCCUUGCCGCUCUACCAGCUGGCGUCCCGUCACCAGCAGCUGCGGGCGGAGCAGCUGGAGAAGCUGGUGGAGUGCCUGGCGCAGAGUAUCCGGAUCAAAGAGGGACUGCCCGCUGCCGGGAGCGGUCCCCCACAGCUCCGCGAGUGGGAUGUCUUCAGGUGCCGCAAGUGCCAGGGCUUCCUCUUCGAGCCCGUUUCCUUGCCUUGCGGACACACGUUCUGCAAAAAGUGCCUGGAGAGGGACCGGGCGGCCGAGUCCCGUUGCGUCCUGUGCAGGGAGGAGGGCAGCUCGACGGCCGGGCAGCUCCUGCGGGUCAAUGUCAUCCUCAGCAACCUGCUGGCCAAGUGGUUCCCCUGUCAAGUAAAGGCUUCACAGCUCCGGCACGAAGGGAACCUCUUGUACAAGGAGAAGAAGCUACAAGCCGCCCUGCAGAAGUACAACGAAGCGGUCAGCCUAGCUCCAAAUGACCACUUGCUCUACAGCAACCGGUCCCAGAUUAACUCUACUCUCAAAGCUUGUGAAGAUGCAUUGCAUGAUGCAGAAACAGCAUGCAGACUGCAGCCAUACUGGUUGAAAGGUCACCUAAGGAAAGGGCAAGCAUUAGCUAAUCUGGGGAAAACAGAAGAAGCUUUAAGAGAGUUCCUAUUCUGCCUUGCUCUAGAUACUGGGAACAAGAUAGCCAAGUGUGAGGCACAAAAGCUUCUACUUAGUUUGUUUUCAUUCAUCCCGGGAAAUGCUCAGGAACACUUACCCGAUAUCCUGCAGCUGUUGUCACAUCACUCUAGAUUAAAGGGGAAUCUUCUAAAUUCAGUGGGAUCUGGAGGCACCAGCCAUAACCUACAAAGGUUGCUCAAGGUAAAUGUGGAGCAGAAAAAGGGUUUUCCCAUUCAAGAGGAAUCAAAUGUAACUAAUUCCGAUAGUUUGAGGAAAUCUGUACAAAUUACAGAUUGCAACAAGGACUGCUCGGAGGAGGAGAACAAACUCCCCUCCAUGCCAGAGUCUACCUUUCUCAUUACUGAGAAGUGCAGCCUCCUGAAAAGAAAGUGCUGCCCAGAGGAAAUGCGAAAUGCUGAGGUACCCUGCAAAUUGAUGAAGAAAGAUACAGUUGAUACUAAGGGAAAUACUACUGGACAACAAACUCCAUUUCAAUUUGUGGAUCCAUCAGAUUUGGACUGCUCCCUGUGUAUGAGGCUUUUCUAUGAACCUGUCACUACACCUUGUGGGCACACCUUCUGUCUCAAGUGUCUUGAGAGAUGCCUGGAUCACAACCCAAAGUGUCCCCUGUGCAAGGAAGGACUCUCAGAGUGCUUGGCUAUGAGGAAAUACUGUAAAACAGUACUUAUGGAGGAGUUAAUAGCUAGGUAUCUUCCAGAGGAACUCACUGAAAGAAGAAAGAUUUAUGAAGAGGAAAUAGCAGAGCUUUCCAACCUAAAUAAGAAUGUUCCUAUAUUUGUCUGCACAAUGGCUUAUCCUACAGUCCCAUGCCCACUGCACAUUUUUGAGCCAUGUUAUCGCCUGAUGAUUCGCAGGUGCAUGGAGACGGGCACCAAACAAUUUGGGAUGUGCAUCAGUGACCCUCUGAAGGGGUUUGCAGACUAUGGCUGCAUUCUGGAGAUAAGAAACGUCGAAUUCUUUGCUGAUGGUCGUUCUGUUGUAGACAGCAUCGGCAAGAGGAGAUUUAAGGUCAUACAGCACAGCCAGCGUGAUGGCUACAACACAGCAGAUAUUGAGUACAUUGAGGAUCAACAGGUACAAGGACAAGAGUAUGCUGCAUUACUUGUUCUUCAUGAUUCUGUCUAUGAUCAGGCAUAUAUGUGGUUUAACUCCCUCAAGCAAGCACUCAGAAGUCGAAUUCUCAGUCAUUUUGGUCCAAUGCCAGCUAAGGAUCCUGACCCACAGGCAAACCCUAAUGGUCCAGCCUGGUGCUGGUGGGUCCUAGCUGUCCUUCCACUUGAGAACAGAGCUCAGCUCCCUUUCCUUGCUAUGAAAUCCCUCAAAGACCGCUUGAGUGGCAUCAGACGUGUCCUUGCAUUCAUGUCUCGUACAAGAUCACGGUGAUGGUGAGGAGGAGUGCUGUGAAGUCUCCCACAAUACUUGACUGUAGACUCUCUCUUGUAACUUCAUCUAACUGCAAUAAUGUCUUACAGAUUUGAAUGUCAGGAUGUUUCAAGCCUGAAUUUCAAAGAAAAUGAGUUAUAAAGAGCAAGGGAUGUUUAUGGAUACUUCAGUAGUUUCCAUCUGGAACUCUGAUAUGAUUAUUCAA
Indicator indicator is the source of this 2863-nucleotide messenger RNA. RefSeq names its product LON peptidase N-terminal domain and ring finger 3 (gene LONRF3). The coding region runs from base 1 to 2658 and encodes 885 amino acids. The transcript is spliced from 14 exons. The record is from RefSeq and is a predicted model, not a curated record. NCBI's taxonomy places the organism in Eukaryota, Metazoa, Chordata, Aves, Piciformes, Indicatoridae. Gene Ontology annotation, molecular function: protein binding.